UUUUGCAGACGCACCAGUCCGACAGGGAGAUGUGUCCGCCCCCCACUCAGCAGAAAUGGCAGAUGAUUCGCCUGAUGAGGCUUUUGCUGAGUUUAAGUCCAGGCCCCUUGGAAUUUGGGGAGUUGCUCAACUAGCUGCUGGCACUGGCCUUGCUGUGUAUGCUAUGUGGGUGGGAAUCCUUCAGCCUGGCUUUCGAAAGGUCCCCCUAAGGCUACAGGUUCCAUACAUUCCUGCCAGUAAAUCCCAAGUACGUAAUGUAAUGACAUUACUGAAGGGUCGAAAGGGAGGUCUGGUGGAUUUAGGAUCUGGUGAUGGUCGUAUUGUCUUAGAAGCACAUCAGCAGGGUUUCACUCCUGCUAUUGGUUAUGAGCUGAACCCCUGGCUUGUUUACAUGUCACGCUUUUAUGCAUGGAGAGCAGGCCAUAAUGAAAAAGUGUCAUACAGGAGAGAAGAUCUUUGGAAGGUUGACUUGUCUGAAUGCAAGAACAUCACAGUAUUUUUGGCUCCCAGUGUGCUUUCAUUGCUGCAGAAGAAGUUACAAGAUGAGCUUCCUGAUGACGCCUUAGUUGUUGCUGGUCGUUUCCCCUUCCCUGACUGGACACCCUGCAGGACUGAGGGACACGGUGUGGACAGAGCCUGGGCAUAUAACAUACAGGCGCAAAGACAACAUAUUUUGAGGAACAAUGACAAAGAGAAAAGUCAAGAGUGAUAGUGAUGUCCAAAUGUUCUUGUCCUUUCUAGUACAAUAUUACACUUUGUAACAGCCUUUAUACUAGUACAAGGAAAAUUAUUUUGUUCUUACUACUGCAUCAUGUGCAAAAGCACAGAUAAAACUAGACAAUAUA
This is a messenger RNA of Sphaeramia orbicularis (orbiculate cardinalfish), 845 nucleotides long. RefSeq names its product adenine nucleotide translocase lysine methyltransferase (gene antkmt). Gene Ontology annotation, molecular function: protein-lysine N-methyltransferase activity. The record is from RefSeq and is a predicted model, not a curated record. Gene Ontology annotation, biological process: regulation of mitochondrial ATP synthesis coupled proton transport; positive regulation of proton-transporting ATP synthase activity, rotational mechanism; peptidyl-lysine trimethylation. NCBI's taxonomy places the organism in Eukaryota, Metazoa, Chordata, Actinopteri, Kurtiformes, Apogonidae. The transcript has 6 exons. The coding region runs from base 56 to 709 and encodes 217 amino acids. Gene Ontology annotation, cellular component: mitochondrion.